Messenger RNA from Sodiomyces alkalinus F11, 492 nucleotides. Its product is annotated as V-type ATPase. The transcript has 5 exons. The coding region runs from base 1 to 492 and encodes 163 amino acids. Gene Ontology annotation, molecular function: proton-transporting ATPase activity, rotational mechanism. The record is from RefSeq and is a predicted model, not a curated record. Gene Ontology annotation, cellular component: proton-transporting V-type ATPase, V0 domain. NCBI's taxonomy places the organism in Eukaryota, Fungi, Ascomycota, Sordariomycetes, Glomerellales, Plectosphaerellaceae. Gene Ontology annotation, biological process: proton transmembrane transport.
AUGGCCGACACCGAUCUUGCGCCCAAGUUCGCGCCCUUCGUGGGCAUGGGUGGAAUUGCGGGAGCCAUGAUCUUUGGCUGCAUGGGUGCCGCCUACGGCACGGCCAAGUCAGGCAUUGGUAUUGCCGGCGUGGGAACCUUUAGGCCAGAUCUAAUCAUGAAGUGCUUGAUCCCAGUCGUCAUGUCCGGUAUCAUUGCCGUGUACGCCCUCGUCGUCUCCGUCCUCAUCGCCCAAGACCUGGUCCCUCCCAGUUCCGGCGGCCACUACAGCUUGUUCAGCGGCUUCAUGCACCUUGCCGCAGGUCUUUCAGUAGGCCUUGCCGGUCUCGCAGCAGGAUACACGAUCGGCAUCGUCGGCGACAAGGGCGUUCGCGCUUACAUGGAACAGAGCCGCAUCUUCGUCGGCAUGGUCCUCAUUCUUAUCUUUGGCGAAGUCCUCGGACUGUACGGCCUCAUCGUCGCUCUGAUCCUCAACACGAGAAGCGCCGGCUGA